AAUCUACCCAACCCCACAUACCAAUAUAUUCAACACUGAUUCAUGACCCCAUCAUCUUCUCAUUGAACGGUGUAUGUUUAAGUCAAUGUCAACCCCUCAAUGGUGAUCUUGAUCCCAUCUGAUCAAAUACAACCAUCUCAACUUGAGUACUGAACAUUCAUCAAACUUCAAACUUGAAACUUGAAACCUUCUCACAAGUGGGGUGUGAAGAAGCAAUCAUAGAGAAUGGAAAUGAGAGGAGAGGUGAUUGAGAAGGCUUAUGGUGGGUGUUGGAGGGCUCACAGGUCACCAGACAGACCUUACCUUGUUGAAAAGAUCACCAGAAACGACCCUUCUGAAGUUAUCAUCUGUUUUCCUGGAUCAGAUGCUGUGAAGGAUUGGUACUCUCGGAGAAACUUUGGUGAAACCAAAAUAGAUCUUAGUCGCUUUCCCUCACUCAGAAGCAUUGGUAACGAUGAACCUGCUUUAGUCAAUGAGGCCUUCUUAAAAAGAUUCCAAGGCAUUUUGUUGGCAAAACCAUCACUUCCAGAUGAGGUGGAGAAAGCUAUGGGUAAAAAGAAGCAAAUAGUGUUUGCAGGGCACUGUUCUGGUGGUCCAAUGGCCAUUCUGGCAACCCUAUGGACCUUAGAAAAAUAUCGAGCUCCAAAUUCCCAUGGGGGUAUCCCUCCCCUCUGUGUAACCUUUGGUUCACCCUUAGUUGGGAAUCACAUAUUUUCCCAUGCCACAAGGCGAGAAAAUUGGUCUAGAUACUUCUUUCACUGUGUGAUGAGAUAUGACAUAGUGCCACGAAUCCUCUUUGCUCCCCUCUCUUCCCUAGACCAAUCAUUUGAACAAAUUUCACAGUCCUUCAACCCCAGAUCCAGGUCUUUCAUGAGCGAAUCAGUGGGAAGAUCAAGUGCAAUAUCAGAUUUCUACAUUACCAUAAUGUCAAAUGCUGCCACUGUCACAAGCCAUGAUGCUUGUAAGCUAAUGUGCAUCACAGAUACCACAUUGGAAACUCUGGAAAAUUUUAUUCCCUUAAGCCCUUAUAGACCCUUUGGCACUUACAUUUUCUGCACAGGAAAUGGAAAUUUAGGGAAGAAAAUUGUGAUAACAAACCCAGAUGCAGUUCUACAAGUCCUGUUUUUCUCUGCUCAAUUAAGCACCGAAGCAGAAGCAGCUCAAGUUGCCUACAAAAGCCUAAGAGAACAUACAAUUUACGGCACCGAACUGCAACAAAUUGCAGCACAGAAUGUUGUGCACUUAGAUCAACAACAGCUCCAGAAGUUUCCUCUGUCUGAAGAUGAUGCUGGUGGCUCAAAUGACCUUGGUCUGAGCCUAAGAGGAAGACUGUGCCUUCGGGCAGCAGCAGAAUUGGAGGAAAGAAAGUGUGAGAAGGAGAAAAAGUUGAAGGAGAAGAGAAGUUUUAUAGAGCAAAAGUUAACAAAGGAGCUUGGGGAAUACAGAGAAAUGUGGGCGCACCAAAGAGUAGGUUUUUACGAUGGAUUCAGGGAGCAUAAGAGAGCUGAAGACUUCAAAGCAAAUGUGACGAGGCUAGAAAUAGCAGGUGUGUGGGACGAGAUCAUUGAAAAGCUAAGAAAUCACGAACUCCCAGAUGAGUUUGAAGCGGAUAGAGAAUGGGUUGAUCUUGGAACAAGGUGUAGGGAACUGGUGGAGCCUCUAGACAUUGCUAAUUAUUACCGACAUGGGAGGCAUUACGAGGAUGAUGCUUCUUCUUACAUGGUUAAGGGAAGGCCAAAACGAUAUAGAUACCCUCAAAGAUGGUUGGAACAUGCUCAGAGAAGGCCACGAGAAACUAUCUCAACGUCUUGCUUCUGGGCUGAGGUGGAAGAGCUUCGCUACAAAACUGCUAAUGGUGAUGCUUCAUAUAGGAAUGUUGAGGAAAGGGUUGUGGGUUUGGUGGGUCAGAUAGAGGAAUGGUGUAAAAAAGGAGAAUUGGCUAAGGAUGUGUUCUUGGAGGGUUCCACCUUCGUCAAGUGGUGGAAAACUCUUCAUCCACGACACAAGAACCAACCCUCCAUUAUAAGUCUUAUCGGAGCGUGACACCAAACAAACUUAUCACAAAAGUUUUUUUUUUUUUUUCCCUCUUCUCUUUUCCUCAACACUUUCUCUUGCUUCCAUCUCUUGUUGCCUUUUGUUGUUGGAGAUAAAUUGAUGAUUUUCUAAUAAUUCCAUUUUCAUUCA
Messenger RNA from Vigna unguiculata (cowpea), 2184 nucleotides. RefSeq names its product protein EDS1L-like. NCBI's taxonomy places the organism in Eukaryota, Viridiplantae, Streptophyta, Magnoliopsida, Fabales, Fabaceae. The record is from RefSeq and is a predicted model, not a curated record. Gene Ontology annotation, biological process: defense response; lipid metabolic process.